AUGCUUCUAACGAUUUCCUAUCGAUAUUUAUUUUCACAGUCAUCUAUUCUCACUGAAUAUUCUAUUAAAUUAUCAUCAACAUCAAGUCAUAGUAAUAAUAAACGACAUCGAACAUCGUCAUCUCUACCUUAUCAUCAUCAUCCUCAUUCUCAUCCUCAUCAUCAUCGACUAAAUUCUAAUAAAACUAAUAAUCAAACAAAUACAUUACGUCGACUUUUUCAACCAAUUGAUGUUAAACCAAUGACUGCCGUCAAUAAACUUGAUCCGACAUCAUCACAAAAUGCAGAUACAAACAUUGGCCAAGAAUUAACCGGUGGUAAAACACUUGAACGAAAUGCACUUCUUCGUAUCAUAACAGAUUUUUAUCGUCGGGAUGAAAUAAAAACAUUAGCUGCUGAUCAAGGUCUUGAUAAUCGUCUUUUUCAAGAUGCUUAUGUUAGUUUUCGAAAAUUUUGUAUUCAAUCAACAGUUUUACCUGUUGAUUUACAUAUUGUAUUCAGUGAUAUUAUAUCCGAAUCUGGUCAUGUAACAGAUAUAUUUCCUUAUUUUUUACGUCAUGCACGAGAAAUGUUUCCACAUUUAACAUGUAUGGAAGAUUUGAAAAAGAUUAGUGAUCUUCGAGAUCCUGCUAAUUGGUAUCCAGAUGCACGAGCUAUACAAAGAAAAAUAAUAUUUCAUGCUGGUCCAACAAAUAGUGGAAAAACAUAUCAUGCACUUCAACGUUACAUGAAUAGUGAAAGUGGAGUUUAUUGUGGACCGUUAAAAUUAUUAGCAUCUGAAGUUUUUUAUAAGACUAAUGCUGCAGGCACAAAAUGUGAUUUAGUUACUGGUGAAGAACGUCGAUUUGCUGAUCCUGAAGGAAAACCAGCUAAUCAUGUAGCAUGUACAGUUGAAAUGACGAAUUUAACUACAGUUUAUGAGGUAGCUAUUAUUGAUGAAAUUCAAAUGAUGCGUGAUCCACAACGUGGUUGGGCAUGGACACGAGCUUUACUUGGUCUACAAGCAAAAGAAAUUCAUUUAUGUGGUGAAAAAUCUACAGUACGACUUGUAGAGGAUUUAAUGGUCACAACAGGUGAUCAAGUAGAAAUUAGAGAAUAUAAACGGUUAACUAAAUUAAAUUAUCAAGAUCGAGCAUUAGAAACAUUCGAUAAUGUCAAAGCAGGCGAUUGUUUUGUAUGCUUCAGUAAAAAUGAUAUAUUUCAUAUAACACGUGAAUUAGAACGACGUGGUCAUGAAGUAGCUGUUAUUUAUGGAUCAUUACCACCAGGUACGAAAUUAUUACAAGCUCAACGUUUUAAUGAUCCAAAUGAUCCAUGUAAAAUAAUGGUUGCCACAGAUGCUAUUGGCAUGGGUUUAAAUUUGAGUAUUAAACGUAUUAUUUUCUAUAGUCUUGUAAAACCACAAUUAAAUGAACAAGGAGAAAAAGAAAAAGAUACCGUUACAACAUCACAAGCUUUACAAAUUGCUGGUAGAGCUGGAAGAUUUGCAAGUGCUUUUCCAGAUGGUGAAGUAACAACAUUUCGACGUGAUGAUCUACCAUUAUUGAAAGACAUUGUUAGUCGACAAGUAGAAACAAUCAAACGUGCUGGACUUCAUCCAACAGCUGAACAAAUUGAAAUGUUUGCUUAUCAUUUACCUAAACAUUCGCUUUCAAGUUUAAUUGAUAUAUUUGUAGUUUUAUCACAAUUAGACGAUAGUCUAUUUUUUAUGUGCAAUGUUGAAGAUGUUAAAUUUCUUGCUGAUAUUAUUGAACAUGUACCAUUACCACUUCGUGCUCGUUAUACAUUUUCAUGUGCUCCGAUUAAUAAAAAAAUGCCAUUUGUUUGUACGAUAUUUUUGAAAUAUGCACGUCAAUUUAGUCGCAGUGAACCAACAACAUUUGAUUGGCUUGCUAAACAAAUAGGUUGGCCAUUUGAAAUACCAAAUACAAUUAUGGAUUUAGUACAUUUGGAAGAAGUUUUCGAUUGUCUAGAUCUUUAUUUAUGGCUCAGUUUUCGUUUUGCUGAUAUGUUUCCUGAUAAAGAAUUAAUUCGUGGUAUUCAAGCUGAACUUGAUCAAAUAAUUCAUUCUGGUGUACAAAAUAUUGUUAAACUUAUACAUCGAACAAAUCGUCUUGAAGAUGCAAAAGAUGUUGCUGUAACAACAUUAAAUACAGAAAAAACAGCUGAAGCUGUUGCAGUUGUAACUGAAGAUAUUAAAUCAAUAAAUAAAUCUUCAUCUAAUGCAACACCAAUACGAGCGAUUAUUGGAUUAGAAGAAGAAUUAGAUACAUCUGUUCAAGAUAAUAAAGUUGAAAAACAACAAGACGAAGAAAAACUUUCCACAUCAUUGACGGUGAAUACACAUAAAGUUCUGCAUUCAUAUUUAAAUGCAUUAAAAACACAAGCAGAAACACGUGGACAUGAAUUUAAUGAAACUGAAGAUUUGAUUAAGCAGUUGAUAUCAAAGGGUUUACUUAGUCAACGUUCUGUGGAUAAACUUGAAAAACAAUUGGCAACAUUUAAUUAUAAUGAGAAAAACGUUAGUAAAAAAAAAGACGCAAAUAAAACACUUUCCUUUAAUACCAAUAAUAAGAAAAGCAAAAAGAAAUAG
This is a messenger RNA of Rotaria sp. Silwood2, 2592 nucleotides long. The record is from the annotation of a GenBank genome assembly. Lineage: Eukaryota; Metazoa; Rotifera; Eurotatoria; Philodinida; Philodinidae.